CCUGAUGCAAAUAUAACCAAGUUCUGAUGGAAGAAGAAUACAUUGAUUUUCGACCAUUGAAGUACACAGAGCAUAAAACAUCAGUCACUAAGUACACAAAGUCACCUGCAAAAAAUCUCUCCGGAAAAACUCCACAUGACUCAGUGAGAAUCGUUCGUGUCUCUGUAACCGAUCCAUACGCAACCGAUUCAUCAAGUGACGAAGAAGAAGACCUCCUCCUCCCUCUCCGUCGAGUCAAGCGAUUCCUUAACGAGAUCAAAGUCGAGCCAAGCUGCAACAACAUCAAUACUACUGGAGUUUCAAUGAAAGAGAGGAAUAGAUUCUCUAUACAAACUCAAUCUCCGGCGAAAAAUGGUCACCGUCGUCAACUCAAGGUAUCAAUACCCGCCGGCCAAAAUGGGAGGAAGUUUCGCGGCGUUAGACAACGGCCUUGGGGGAAAUGGGCGGCAGAGAUUCGAGAUCCGGAGCAACGUCGGAGGAUUUGGCUCGGAACUUUCGAGACAGCGGAGGAAGCAGCUGUGGUUUAUGAUAACGCUGCUAUUAGACUCCGUGGACCGGACGCUUUAACCAAUUUCUCUAUACCACCUAAGUCUCAAGAAGAAGAAGAAUCAGAACCGGACCAACCGGUUAUUGUUAAACCGGAAAGCAUCAGUACAACGACAACAACAAUAACUUCGAGUUCCGAAUCAACUGAAGAUUUCCAACAUAUUUCAUCUCCUACAUCGGUUCUCAAUCUCCGGUCGUCCGAAGAAAUACAACAGACGUUUAAAUCAGCUAAACCGGAACUAGAAAGUUCAGGGGCACCAGGGUGGCAUACCGGGUUAAGUUCCAAUUCAAGUGAACCAGACGAUUCAUUUCCGUUGGAUACUCCGUUCCUAAACAACUAUUUCAACGAAUCUCCACCAGAUACUUCAAUAUUUGAUCAAACAAUGAGUGGAGUUUUUUUUGAAAAUAAUGAUAUCUUCAGUGAUAUGUUCCUGGGUGGUGAGAGUAUGAUGAACAUUGGAGAAGAGUUCAAGUCUUCCAGUAUCAGAGAUAUUGGUCCAGUGUUCAGUGACUUUGAUGAUUCAUUGAUAUCAGAUCUGUUAGUUGUUUAAUAUCAUGAGCUAGAAGAAGCUAAGGAGAAACCAUAAAUAUCUAUGGUGUCCCUGGAAAAUUUUGA
Molecule: messenger RNA, 1162 nt
Organism: Eruca vesicaria subsp. sativa (arugula)
Lineage: Eukaryota; Viridiplantae; Streptophyta; Magnoliopsida; Brassicales; Brassicaceae
Source: the annotation of a GenBank genome assembly